AUGGUUACCAACACCCACAAAGUAUUUAGAAGGGAUGGAGCGACCAUUCGUUCCCACAUCGAACCACGUCCGCUUCAUGGCCCAUCAGAAGUCCUUGUCAAAGUCCGCGCGGUCUCUCUUAAUUGGAAGGAUGUGGCAGUACUCGACGGUCGAUUUCCCUUUCCAGCAUUGGAAAAUGGCAUCUCUGGAACUGAGUUUGCCGGGGAGGUCGUAUCCGUUGGCAACAAGGUGAAAUCCUUCACGGAGGGUGACCGAGUAACAUCUUUGAUUGACUUGGAUGCUAUUACCGGAAGAGAAAAAACCGUGCAAGGUCUGGGCCAGAAUAUCGAUGGAACAUUAGCGGAGUACCUCGUUAUGCCGGCGGAAAGCCUUGUGAAAAUUCCAGAUCAUCUGACGUGGCCCGAGGCGAGUAUGAUCGCGUGCGCAGGAUUGACUGCAUGGUCAGCUCUCAAUAUGAAGAGCUCGAACCUGUGUGGGAAAACCGUGCUUAUUGAGGGAACUGGUGGUGUUAGCCUCAUCGCCCUCAUUCUCGCCGUUCGGGCUGGUGCUUAUGUGAUUAUCACGUCUUCAUCUGACGACAAGCUUGAGAAAGCACGAAUCCUGGGAGCUUCGCAUACCAUUAAUUAUGCCAAGCAUCGUGACUGGGAGAAUGAAGUGCUCGAACAUACCGGAGGGCUAGGUGUAGACAUCGUUGUCGAGCAGGGAGGAGCGGCUACUCUAUUGAAGAGUGUCUCGACGGUUAAAAAGGGUGGCCAGGUGUCCCAAGUUGGGCUGCUUACUGCAAAUAGUGAAGGCGAUUUCGUUUUGCUAGUCCAGCAAUUGAUCAUCAAAGCUUGCAGGAUCGUAGGUAUCCAAGUUGGGACGAAGGUUGACUUGGAAGACUUUGUCGAGCUUUUGAGAGUCACUCGCCUUGGACUGUUGCCGGUUAUCGAUCGAAUUUUCGAAUUUGAACAAGCCCCGGAGGCUUGUGCAUACCUGCAAAGUGGUAAAGCUUUUGGCAAAGUAGUUGUUCAAUUCUAA
Molecule: messenger RNA, 1020 nt
Organism: Penicillium roqueforti
Lineage: Eukaryota; Fungi; Ascomycota; Eurotiomycetes; Eurotiales; Aspergillaceae
Product: zinc-dependent alcohol dehydrogenase family protein
Exons: 6
Coding region: 1-1020 (339 amino acids)
Molecular function (GO): oxidoreductase activity
Source: RefSeq, a predicted model, not a curated record